CGUCGAUCUCCUAUUCAAUACGUCCUAUUCAGGGUUGUGGUCCCUUUUCUUUGAUCUCGUCUUGCAUUUCCUCUUCCACAUGUGAAUAAGACAAUUUCUCCAUCGAGAAUACAACCCAAUGAGUUCAAUCAGUAAGGUUUCUCGCCUUGUUAGCUUCCAAGAUCCUAUAUAGUUGACAUUAUUCUUGCCCGUAUCAUAUCAAGACCAAGAAUCUCGACUCUAACAACUUUCAACCGACUCAAUUUCUGUCGUCGUUGCCGCUCUUGCAGCUACCAGUGUGCAGGCCGGAGUUUUACAGAAAUGGUGCGCACUGCCUGCUCAGGGCUGCUACAUGUUGAAACGUGCUGCCGACGCCAGUGGAGACGUUCGACGUUCUGCUGAGGCCCUUGCUGCGGCCAUGCCUGAUGCAGAAGCAUUAGCCAAGUGGUGUGCCUUGCCUGGUCAGGGAUGUCUCAAAGCUAAGCGGGCUGCUGAGGCUGUUGAAGACGCCAGACGUUCCGCCAAUGCCCUUGCAGAUGCUAUGGCAGAUCUUGAGGAGUAGGUCAUCAUUACUUCCUCCUUUCUGAUGCUUACAUCGUUUGAGCGCCCUUCGUUGAUGGCGCAUGCGCGGGCGAGGGAGACUAUAAAGGGGGGAGGGAAAAAAAUAUAAAAA
Molecule: messenger RNA, 652 nt
Organism: Aspergillus pseudotamarii
Lineage: Eukaryota; Fungi; Ascomycota; Eurotiomycetes; Eurotiales; Aspergillaceae
Product: mating alpha-pheromone PpgA
Exons: 3
Source: RefSeq, a predicted model, not a curated record